This is a messenger RNA of Pneumocystis carinii B80, 1783 nucleotides long. RefSeq lists its product as hypothetical. The transcript has 7 exons. The record is from RefSeq and is a predicted model, not a curated record. Bases 47 to 1738 code for a protein of 563 amino acids. Gene Ontology annotation, cellular component: fungal-type vacuole. Gene Ontology annotation, biological process: proteolysis. NCBI's taxonomy places the organism in Eukaryota, Fungi, Ascomycota, Pneumocystomycetes, Pneumocystales, Pneumocystaceae. Gene Ontology annotation, molecular function: serine-type carboxypeptidase activity.
AAAGUUAAUAAAAAGUUAAGAAAGGUUAAGAAAAGUUAAGAAAAGUAUGGAAAAGGGUAUUUUACAGGGAAAAAAGUUAUUAUUAGUGUUAUUUUGUAUUAUUUUUGCUGGGUUAAGCGGUGUUAAUACAAUAGAAACGGUAGAAAAAAUAGAAAGAGUAGAAAGAGGAGAACCCGAAUAUUAUGAAGAAUUAAAUGAAGGAAUUUCUAAAUAUUCUAAUGCUAAAAUGAUAAAACUUAUUGAUAUGCUUUCUGGAUUUACUAAAGAUGCGAACGAUAUUCAGAAAUGGGCAGAAGAAUAUUAUUCAUCUAUUUUUCAUGAUGAAGAGGUAGAUAUAAGGAUGGUAGCUAAAGAAUAUGUGGAAACGAAGCUUUCACUUCUUAAUGAAUGGAAAGUUAUUGAAAAAAAAUCGAUUCCUGAAUAUAAACUUCAUGUAAGAAAGGUUAAUGAUCCUAUUUUAGAUGUGGUUACACAGUAUUCUGGAUAUAUACAAUUUCAAAAGAGAUAUUUAUAUUAUUAUUUUCUUGAAUCAAGAUCGGAUCCCAUGAAAGAUCCUCUUAUAUUAUGGUUAAAUGGUGGACCGGGAUGUUCAUCGUUUUUUGGGAUGUUUUUUGCAUUGGGGCCAUCAAAAUAUGAUUUAGAAGAUGGUAGUAUUUAUUAUAAUCCAUGGUCAUGGAAUCAUCGUUCAUCAUUAAUUUUUCUGGAUCAACCGGCAGGCGCAGGAUUUUCAUAUAACGAAGACGAUAAAGAUAUAUCGUUGCUAGCAGAAUCAUCAUGGAAUUUUUAUAUAUUUAUGGUUUUAUUUUUUACAGCAUUUCCUCAAUACUCUCAUUUAGAUUUUCAUUUAGCUGGGGAAAGUUAUGCUGGUCAUUUUAUUCCAAUAUUUGCAGCAGAAAUAAUGGAAUAUAAACAUAAACCAUUAGACCUUUCAGAUAUUCCUGAAAAAAUAGAUAAGUUUCCAGAUAUCAAUCUUAAAACAGUUAUGAUAGGAAAUGGAUAUGUGGAUCCAUAUAAUCAAUUUGCAUAUUUUUAUUAUGUUGGAUGUAGUAAACUAUGGGGGGGAUUAUUACCUUCAAGUGUUUGUGAUACUAUGAGAGGUUAUGUGGAUAAAUGUCUUAAUUUCCUAGAAUUUUGUUUAGAUUAUAUGGAAUCUGAAUGUACAUGUUCAUCUUCUAUUAGAUAUUGCAAUAUUCAUCUUUUGGAACCAUUUAUAACUGCAGGAAUAGAUUUAUAUGAUCGUCGUCUCAAGUUUAGUACUGUAGAGAAUCAAUUUGCGAAUUUUAUUAAAUUUGUAAAUGAUAAAAAAGUUUUUUUUAAUGCUACAUCUAGAUAUUCUCUUUGUAAUUAUAAUAUAACGAUGGCUUUCUUGAAAAAAGGAGAACAAGCACAAUCAGUUGUUCCUUUUGUUAAAUCAUUACUUGAUGAUAAUAUUAAGGUGUUGGUUUUUGCCGGAGAUCAAGAUAUUAUUUGUAAUUGGUAUGGAGUUUCUUCAUGGGUUCAUGAAAUGAAAUGGAAUCAUACUGAAGAAUUUAAUAAUCAAAGCUUUAGACCAUGGUCUCUCAAAAGAAAAUUAGGAAAUAAAUUAAAAGGGACGAUUGCAGGACAAGUUAAACAUCAUUCCGGAUUAACAUUGCUUCGAGUACGUGAUGCAGGACAUUCUGUUGGUGAAACGCAACCAGAGUACAAUUUUGAAAUGUAUUUAAGAUGGUUAAGUGGUGAUUAUGCAUUUGAGAAUUAAUUUUAAUUACCAAAUAUUUAUUUAUACAAUUUUGAUAGUUAUUCU